Rotaria sp. Silwood2 is the source of this 597-nucleotide messenger RNA. The record is from the annotation of a GenBank genome assembly. NCBI's taxonomy places the organism in Eukaryota, Metazoa, Rotifera, Eurotatoria, Philodinida, Philodinidae.
AUGGUACAAGCAAACCAAAAUCGUGAUGAUAAUGCUAAAAGCAAUGCUCAAUGGCGUGUAGAAGAAUUACAAAUAUUUGAUCUAACUAGCCAUUUUCGUAAUACAAUGAUUGCAUAUAAUGAAGAAACUGUUGCACAUCAUGACCGAUGUAAAAAAAUUAUUCUACGUACACUUGAAAUAUCUGGAACUCGAAAAACUAAAGAUGAAUUAGAAGUUAUACUCGACAGAGGUUGUCCUGGAACAUAUAAUUUUUCCAUAUUGGUUGAUACGCAAAAAGCUAAACGAUCAUUAGAAGCCAUAGAAACAUGUCAACAGGAUAUAAUUAAACUUGAAGAUCGCAUUAAAGAAAUAAACAAUAUGUUCCGCGAUUUAGCUAUUCUUGUUGGAAAUCAAGGUAAUAUGAUCGAUGACACCGAUCGUCAUGUAUCAAAAGCAGAUUCCUGCGUUGAACAAGCAACCAUAAAUAUGAAUAAAACUAAACUAAAGUCUAAAAAAUCUGCUAAAAACAAAGUUUAUAUUUUAAUUAUUCUAAUCAUAAGUUUUCUUCUUCUUAUACUUCUUGGUUAUUUUGUACAAAAACAAAUUAUGGGAAAAUAA